AUGGCGACUCCCAAUAAUGUUACUCCCACCAACUGCAGCUGGUGGCCCAUCUCGGCGCUGGAGAACGACGCGGGGAAAUCCACAGAAGGGGAAGAAAACCAGGACCCGACAGACCCCACUCUCAAAUCCCAGGACAGACUGGUUUUGUACCACUGGACCCAGUCCUUCAGCUCACAAAAGGUGCGGCUGGUCAUCGCGGAGAAGGGGCUGCCCUGCGAGGAGCGGGACGUCAGCAUGCCCCUGAUGGAGCACAAGGAGCCCUGGUUCAUGCGGCUCAACCUGGGGGAGGAGGUGCCCGUCAUCAUCCACAGGGACAACAUCAUCAGCGAUUACAACCAGAUCAUAGACUACAUGGAGAAGAACUUCACCGGAGGUAAGGGGCGGGGGGGAAACUCAGCCGGACCAGCUCCCCCUGUCCCCGUGGUGCGUGAAAACGUCACCCAGCUGAUCCCCGAGCCGGGCAGCCUGCUGCACUCACGGGUGCUGCAGUACCGGGAGCUGCUGGACUCACUCCCCAUGGACGCCUACACGCACGGCUGCAUCCUGCACCCCGAGCUCACCACCGACUCCAUGAUCCCAAAGUACGCGACCGCUGAGAUCCGCAGACAUUUAGCUAACGCCAGCACAGAGCUGAUGAAGCUGGACCACGAAGAGGAGCCGCAGCUAUCGGAGCCCUACCUCUCCAAGCAGAAGAAGCUCAUGGCCAAGAUCCUGGAGCACGACAACGUGAACUACUUGAAGAAGAUCCUUGGUGAACUGGGGAUGGUGCUAGACCAGAUCGAGGCCGAGCUGGAGAAGAGGAAACUGGAGUACCAAGGCCAGAAGUGCGAACUUUGGCUCUGUGGCUGCGUCUUUACUCUGGCCGAUGUCUUGUUAGGAGCUACCCUGCACCGCCUCAAGUUUCUGGGACUCUCUAAGAAAUACUGGGAGGACGGCAGCAGACCUAACCUACAGUCCUUCUUCGACAGGAUACAAAAACGCUUCGCCUUCAGGAAAGUUUUGGGAGAUAUACAUACCACGCUCCUCUCCGCAGUGGUACCCAAUGCCUUCAGGCUGGUCAAGCGGAAACCUCCCUCCUUCUUCGGAGCCUCCUUCCUGAUGGGAUCUCUGGGGGGAAUGGGAUAUUUUGCUUAUUGGUACUUAAAGAAAAAAUACAUCUAGUGCUGGCUGCUUGGUGUUUAGUUUGGUGUCUCUGUGCCGUGUGAAAUUAUGAUGAAGCCUCAGUAACUGUAAUGAAAUUUGAAGCAAGGUAAUGAAUAAUUAUAUUGUUUAAUGUAACAUUCCAUAGUCUAGAAGUAGAAACGUAUACUGCAAGGAAAUAAGACAACAACAACAACAAAAUUUGCGUCAACUUGUAAAUGCCUUUUCUAGGUUUAAGUAUUCAACUCCAGCGAGAGGCUCAGGGGUUCACGGGCUCGGCCCUGCCUGCCGGGAAGCGAUGCCCCCGCCGGCUCCAGCGGGAGAGACGGGAACCCCGGGAAGUUUCCCGACGCCCAAGUUCAAUAACGGGACUCGGAUACUCGGUCCUGUCCGUUUGUGUUUCCAAAUCGUUCACCGGCCACAUUUCACACAUGCAGGUAGCGAGGACUUUCUCCUUUGAGAAGGCGUUGUGCUGUCGUGCUCGCUCGGAGGCUUUCCCGGGAGCCCGGAGCAGUAGCUGGUCGCAGUCAAGGCGGAUUUGCGUUCUUCAAGUAUCCAUUCCUUAAAUUAUUUUCAUUAAAAGGAAUAUUUUUUAUUGAGCUGCUCUUAGAAUGUAUCCACUUUCUACGUCUGGUUUUGGUAGGCUUUUUUUUAAAGAAUUUAAUGUCUGUCUUUAACUGCCGCACUUUUUUCCUGUGAUAAAUCAUUUUUACUUCCAUCCUGAAUUUUGGCACAUGAAGGAGAUUAUCAUUUUAAGCCUUUUGGCUCUGUCUCUUGAGUUUUCUUUCACGGAUUUGCAAAGCAUCUUUCACCGACUGAGCACAUCUGGACUCUGAAAUCAAAGUACGACCAUUUUCAGGACUUCUCAGCACUCUCCUGAAGGCACUUUGGCUUUCCCUUCCAUCGGGGGCUCUUCUCUGUUGUUUCCUCGCCAUGUGUUUUCUUAGAGACACUUUGCACAGAAUCACAUUGAUGACUUUCUUGUGCCUUUUGCAUGUUGGAAAGAAUAACGGGCCUCACUGCUACUCAUGCUUUGAAAACUGAGAUCCUCAAUAAACCAUAUGGGAGGAGUAA
Messenger RNA from Nipponia nippon (crested ibis), 2214 nucleotides. Lineage: Eukaryota; Metazoa; Chordata; Aves; Pelecaniformes; Threskiornithidae. The record is from RefSeq and is a predicted model, not a curated record.